This is a messenger RNA of Fusarium mangiferae, 585 nucleotides long. Its product is annotated as putative Golgi apparatus membrane protein TVP23. The record is from RefSeq and is a predicted model, not a curated record. NCBI's taxonomy places the organism in Eukaryota, Fungi, Ascomycota, Sordariomycetes, Hypocreales, Nectriaceae. The coding region runs from base 1 to 585 and encodes 194 amino acids. The transcript is spliced from 4 exons. Gene Ontology annotation, cellular component: Golgi membrane. Gene Ontology annotation, biological process: vesicle-mediated transport; protein secretion.
AUGGAUGCCACGCAACCACAGCCCGCGCCGGGCAGUCUUAGCUGGCGCCUCAGCGCGCAUCCCAUUACGCUGCUCACGUUUCUGGGAUUCCGGAUAUCAAGUGUCCUGAUCUACUUUCUCGGUCUGUGGAUCAUAAAAAGCAUGAUCAUGAUCUUCAUCAUCACGAUUCUCCUCCUGGCCGCCGACUUCUACUACAUCAAAAACAUUGCCGGCCGUCGCCUUGUAGGUCUGCGCUGGUGGAAUGAGGUCGAUCCCCAGACGGGAGAGUCGCAGUGGGUAUUUGAGAGCAGCGAGCCAGGUACCAAGACUGUCAACCCGACUGAUAGCCGCUUUUUCUGGCUCGCUCUGUAUAUCCAGCCUAUGUUGUGGGUUCUCAUGGCUAUUCUUGCUCUUGUGCGACUGCAGUUCUUGUGGUUGCCCCUCGUUGUUAUUGCUCUUGUCCUCACCAUCAUGAACACUCUAGCCUUCUCGCGAUGUGACAAGUUCAGCAACGCUUCCAGCAUCGCUGGUAGCGCUUUUGGAACGGGCAACCUAGCCGGAAGCCUCGCAAGCAACAUGGUCAGCAACUGGUUUUCUCGCAGCUAG